Molecule: messenger RNA, 879 nt
Organism: Lodderomyces pseudojiufengensis
Lineage: Eukaryota; Fungi; Ascomycota; Pichiomycetes; Serinales; Debaryomycetaceae
Exons: 1
Coding region: 1-879 (292 amino acids)
Cellular component (GO): endomembrane system
Source: RefSeq, a predicted model, not a curated record
AUGAGAUUACUUCUAAUUUUCACCUUCAUUACUAUAGUGCUAGCUUGGAGUCCAGAAGAUUAUGAGAUUUUCAAAUUAAACGACAAAGUUCGUCAAACAAUUGGUCCUGAAACUACAUUUUACACUUGGUUAAAUCUAAUUAAUGGUCCUAAAUCAACAUCACAAGAAAUUAAAAAAGCAUAUAGAAAUUUAUCAAAAUCAUUACAUCCAGAUAAAUUAAAUUUUAAAUCCUCAAAGGAACGUAAAAAGGCUGAAGAAAAAUAUGCCAUAUUAUCAUCAGUCAACAACAUAUUAAGAGAUGCUUCAAGAAAAGAAAGAUACGAUUAUUUUAUAGCAAAGGGAUUCCCCAAAUGGAAAUCAACUGGUUAUUUCUAUUCAAAAUUUAGACCUGGUUUAUUAUUAACUAUAUUUUUUGUUUACCUUUUAAUAAGUUUACUACAUUUUUUUGCUUUAAAAAUUAAUAGAAAACAAAAUUUUAAAAGGAUUGCUAAUUUAAAAGAUGAAAUUAAAACUCAAGCUUGGGGUGGAUCAAAAGUUGCACCAUUAGAUGGUUCAGAUAGAAGAUUAACAAAUGAAACUGGGAAAAUUUUCUUAGUUAAAAAUAAUGGUGAUGUAUUUAUAGAAGAUGGGGAAGAAACACAUUUAAUUGAUGAGAAUGAAAUUAAUUUAAACCCUGGAUUUAAAGAUAGUUUAAUUUUUAAAUUACCUGCAAAAUUGUAUAAUUUAACCUUUGGUAAAGUUUUCAAACCAAUUGAUAUGACAAUCACUUAUAACAAACCAGUCAACGAAGAACCAGAAAUUGAGAAAAAGAAGAAAAAAUCAAAAGGUAAAAAAUUAGAAUUACCGAAUGGAAAGAUUGUUUAUAGUAGAAAGAAAUAA